AAGAUAGGGGAGGGCUGUACGAGAGCGAGAGAAACAAAACGUGACUAGGCACCCAAAGCGUCCUGUUAUGCAACUACUGACCUACUAACAUACAUUUGGAGACGGAGCGAGAGAGAGGGAGGAAAUAGGAGCAACUCAACAACAUAACACGAGGAACCACUGCAAAAUAAUCUAAACGCUACCCGACGACACACUCGGACACCCAGGACUUUUGCGUAGAGUGCAGACCCCUUUGCAUUUCUGCUCUAAUUCUUCACGACACAGAUAAAGGAAUUCAUACCGAACGCGCUGCAGCGAAUAUAGUGGAAUUUUGUUCAUCAAAGAGGAUCUUUUCAUCUUCCUAGCAGCUGGAGGUAGAGUGAGGGAGAGGCUGUUCCCCUCCCUGAGAGACUCCCAGGCAGAGGUAGACCGAGUGACCUACAUCCGGCAGCACGCUUGGGGCACUUGGACACAUCUCCGUCUGGCUCCCAACGGCUCCUUUACUGAAAGCAAACAAACAAACAAAGAAGGAAUUUUGAUCCUCGAGGCUGACGUUGAACAUUGAGCAUAGCCCCUAGGAAAAAGGUGCCAACUAAUCCACUUGGAGGAGUUUCUUAAGCUUGUAAAUGUGGGGUGUUGACUCCGAUUUCUACCUCUUUUUGAUUUUCCUUGGCUAUUUGGACACGUGAAAAGUUAUUUGAAGGGCAACUCCCAUUUAACCAAUGAGUUUCCUUCUUUCUGAAGCUCAAACACCUCCCAGGUUUUUCAGAGAUCCAGAAACCUAGAUUGUAUUUGCUCAAGCAACACAGAAGAAGACACUGUACCUUCACAUCUGCGCUGUCACAACCACCACCCCCUUCAUCUUGACCCUUCCCUCUUCCUCGAUUUCUUCCCAUCGAGUUGGAAUGGAAAGCCUGAAUUCCCCCAUGAUGGCCUCUCCAGCCGACAUGAAGAACCUGGACCACCUGGAGACCUACUCCAGCUACAGUGAGUCCCUGCCAUCUCCAUCCCCGCAGCAGGACGGUGGGUCGCGCCAGGGCCGCAGCGGCAAGUCCAAGCCCAACAUGUCCUGCCGGCGCAAGCGGGAGUUCAUCUCCGAGGAGAAGAAGGACGCCUCCUACUGGGAGAAGCGCCGCAAGAACAACGAGGCGGCCAAGCGCUCACGUGAGAAGCGCCGGCUCAACGACAUGGUGCUGGAGAACCGCGUCAUCGCGCUCAACGAGGAGAAUGUGCGCCUCAAGACGGAGCUGCUGCAGCUCAAGCUCCGCUUUGGACUCAUCACCACUGCCUCGUAUGUGGAGAAGAGCCAGCAGAUAGGCGCCAAUGGCGCUGGAGCAAACGGCAGCUCUUCGUCCUCUUCUUCCUCUGCCCAUUACUACACCAGCGGUUACUCCAGUGGCUCUCAGGUGAUGAUGAACUCAGACUCUUCGGAGACCGAGCAGCAGGAGGGGCACAUGCAGCACAUCAAGUACUCCCCACGGGGGUCCCUCUCGGACAUGUCUGAUGGUUCGUCCAGGGACAGCCCAGAGCCCAUGGCCUAUAACAUCAAGCAGGAGGGAGCAGGGAUGGACAUGGACUUGGGUGGUGUACCCACCACCCCCACCACCAAUGCACAGCUGAUGUUCAGCCUCCAGCGCAGCUUGAGCGCUAGCCGCCACCUUGAGAUGGAGGCCUCCUACCAACACCACCAGCAGCAGCAGCAGCAGCAGCAGCAGCGUCACCCCAACCACCAGCAGCAGGAAUCGGUCAUUAGCUCCCCGAACCCCAGAGCCACACCUCAGCGGAGUGUCAUCCUCUUCCGCUCCAGUAGCACCUCCUACACGGUGGAGAGCCAGAAGGCUUCAGACACCAACCAGCAGAAGCCGCAGUCGCUUGCCGCGGUCCCUCAGCUCUCCCAGGCCUUUCAGGGAGGCUUGGAGAUCCUGGCCGAAGUGACCAAGCAAAUGGAGAGGAGGACAUUAGACUCCCCUCCUUACGAGUAUGCCAGUGGGUAUGGAGCCCAGCUGCAUGAGAGGCUUGAGGCCACGAGGCAGGGCGGCUCUGCCCCAGAGCUACUCCCCAAGCAGGAGGAGAGGGCUGAGCCCCACAUGUACCACCAGGGCUACCCGGGUGCCCGUGACGAGGAGCCUCCCGUCCUGACCUAUGAGGGCGGCUCCCAGGGCGACGCCUACUACACAAGCCAAUCGACCUCGGCCAAGGACACGUCGUCGAGUGACGGCGACCUACGCAGCUCCGACAAGGACGCGUCCACCGACGACGAGUCCCCGCAUUCCUCCUGCUCUGAGGCGGGCAGCUACCAGCAGCACCUGUCCUCGGCGACGUCCCCGGUGCCCUUCACCCCAGGCACCUCCCCUCCCAGCCAGGACGUCAAGGGCACCGCGCUGCCCCACAAACUGAGGCUCAAGCACCGGGCCAUGAGCAGCGGCGGCUCCUCGGGUCAGGAGUCCCCCACCACGCCACCCAUCCUGUCCAGCCCUCUGCCCCAGCACCCGUACCUGGCGCUGCCCCACAACGGCCAGCCAGAGCUCAGCAAGGAGCCAGAGGCGGAAGACCUGGACUAUUGCAAGCCGGCCUCCUCCUCUUCCUCCAUAGCGGGGGCGAGGGCAGAGUUCAGCAAGAAGGAGUCCGGCAGCCGGACCAGCCGGAACAAGAGGCAUGACUGAGAGUGAGAGGGAGCUCUUUAGGGCAGCAUGGACCCCCCCCCCCCCCCCCCGUGUGAGACUUAUGGGGGAACUCUUGCUGCCCUCUGGCACUUAAUGUUAUCCCUCCUCUCUCCCCCAAACCCACCCCUUACCCCUCCACACACUCUUCCAAGUCUAUCUCCUAAGGACAAGAGAUGUUGACUCUCGAACAUGAUAUCCCAAGCUGGACUCAGCCUGUGGGUGCACUGUAUGAUAGAUUGUACAGACUUUGGGAACUCCUUAUUACCCAUUUUCAAACAAUACAAGCACUUUUGUAUAUGGACAAGAGAAUGGAACCCUUCAUGUCACAUGGUUUGAUUUGUACCAUUACUGUCUCAACCACAAAGUUAAUUCAACAUUAUGCAAGAGAGGCUUGCUUGGCUGUAAAUAGCACACAUAGGAUUGCCCCUGUAUCAUGGAUUGAAUGCCCUGAUACACAUACACACUCAGAAAUAUGCAGGCAACAGCUAUUUACCAUCAGUACCAAACGUAACAUUCUGGGAGGAGCUCCCAUUGACCAAAGAUGCAAUGCUUUAAGUUCCAUCCUCCGUCUCCUUCCCUACCUCUUCAAGGUCCUUGUAUUUCUUUAUACAUCAUCAACCCCUGACACUUUGUAUAUUUCUGUGCUAUAAGUAUGAAAUUAAUAUUGAAUAACUUUAUAUUUUGAAGAAACAAACAAAAAAAAACGUUACGUAAAAAGAAAGAAUUGUAAAUUAAUGUGAGGAAGGACUGAGUGGGUUUGAGGAAUAUCCAAUGGCAUAAUCAGAUCAGUUGUACAGUAUCAUGGUGUUUCUAUACCACUUCAGAAAAAACAUUUUAUUUUUUUAUUUUUUCUUCUUUGAAGAUUUAAUUUGUCUAUAAAUUAGUUUUAUAUGAACACAUGUUUCCAUUUUAUUUUCAAAAGAAUGUUUGGCCUUUAAAAGCUAUGAACAAAAAUAGCUCUAAAAUCCAUCAGUCCCUUCUCAUUUGUUUACACAAUGCAGUCAAAUGUUUUGACCUCUGUUAUGUAUUUAUUUUCCUUUCGUUCAUAUGCAAGCCACAAACAGGUGUUUUAAAUGUAUGGUACACCUUAGCCUAGUCUUUCAGUCCGAGUCAGUCUGAGACAUUAAAUCAUUGAGAUGCAUAUUAUUUAUUUUUUAUUAAGAGUAAGCGUGACCUGCGUGUUUCUUAGCUCUGCUGUAUCAGUUUUAUAUCACACCACUCUUCAUUUGAUUGUCAUAAAAUGGCCACACGGCCGGCCCUCAGCCAGUGUCUGUGAGGCGUUUCAUCAGCUUCACUCCAGAUUGGUCUUUAGUGAGGUGCAGGUCUGCAUCUUAAUGUACCACGUUAAUCAUGAUAAACGAUUGAAGUGCCCUGCUUUUCAACUAGAAGCCUGUAAUCGACUGUGAUCUUUAGUCUGUCAUUUGUAAACGUGCUGACGCACAGUCACACACUCACAGGGUGUCACACACCUUCUAUGGCCUUUUCCCCCGUGUAACAAGAUGUCAUUAUUUGCUUUGUUGCGCACUUGUGUAUAAAUGUAAAAUGCCCCCCCCCCAGGACAACACUGUAAUGAUUUUAUAAGGAUUUUUUGCUUUCUUUCUAUUGUUAUAUAUAUAUUAUUUUUAAAAAAAGCUCUGGGUGUUGUCUUGUCUUCAUUCCUAUGGCUCUCCUCUUCUCCACCUCUUUGUUUUUUUCCUCUGUGUCCCUUUUGCUAUCGUGUUAUCUAUCCCCCCCAAAUACGCCUCACUCAGCCCAGCCCAACCCUGCCCAGCCCAGCCCCCACUCCCUCUCCCUCAAUCCCUCCUCCCCUGCACCUUCACUAGCCCCGCCUUUACCUCUCAGUGUGUGUUACGAUCAGUGAUGUUGGUGUUUUUUUCACUGAUGGUUUUGACAAAAAAUUAUUAAAAAUGAUUAAAAAAAAAAAAAAAAAAAAGAGAAUACUGAUGGGAGUUGUGUGUCAUGAAUAACUGCACAUGCUUCUGUUUUUGAUGUUGAUGUGUUUGUGAGGGGGAAAAAAACAACACUAAUGUUCAUGUUGGAAAGAUUUCAGAUGGGCAAAAAUGAGAUGAAAUAAAAAUGUCACAUUUCUCAACAUCAA
Molecule: messenger RNA, 4740 nt
Organism: Alosa sapidissima (American shad)
Lineage: Eukaryota; Metazoa; Chordata; Actinopteri; Clupeiformes; Clupeidae
Gene: nfil3-2
Product: nuclear factor, interleukin 3 regulated, member 2
Exons: 2
Coding region: 885-2642 (585 amino acids)
Biological process (GO): regulation of DNA-templated transcription; circadian rhythm
Cellular component (GO): nucleus
Molecular function (GO): DNA binding; DNA-binding transcription factor activity
Source: RefSeq, a predicted model, not a curated record